Darwinula stevensoni is the source of this 2430-nucleotide messenger RNA. The record is from the annotation of a GenBank genome assembly. Lineage: Eukaryota; Metazoa; Arthropoda; Ostracoda; Podocopida; Darwinulidae.
AUGCCGGACUUGCGGUCGUUGGCCCUGGGUGGGCUGGUCAUCCUCCUCAUCAAGAUCUUGCAGUCCCUCCUUUUCAAGAGAAGGAGGUCGAUGUUCUCCUUGGACUCGGUCCGACCUCCGGCCCCUCACGUGGCCGACCGGAAACUCCGAGCUAAAGUCCUCAAGCAAAGUUUCUCUCCGGAAAAGGUACCUCAUGGCCUCGACGCGAUCGUGAUCGGCAGCGGGAUCGGGGGAUUAUCCGCAGCCGCUCUCCUCGCCAAGGCCGGGAAGAAAGUCCUCGUCCUCGAACAAAAUGACCAGGCUGGUGGGUGCUGCCAUACUUUCAUCGAGAAGGGCUAUGAGUUUGAUGUGGGAAUUCAUUCUGUGGGUGAAUUUGGGAGAACGGGACUCAGUCGCACUCUGCUCGACCAGCUCACUGAUGGUCAGCUGGAAUUCGUCCCCAUAGACCCAGUGUACGAUGUGCUGAAGCUGCGGUACCUGUCUGAGAAGAGUGCAUCUUAUGACUUCUGCUCCCCUAAGGAAAGGUGGAUCAGCACCCUGAAGAAACAAUUUCCAGGGGAAGAGGAAGCCGUUGACAAAUUCAUCAGGUACAUAGAAGAGAGCACGAGUUUCAUUUUCGUUUUUGGCGUGGUGAAGUUCCUUCCUCUCUGGCUCUCAAAAUUGGUCAUCAAGUUGGGCAUCAUCGAUUGGUUCACUCCUUACAGCAAAUGGGCUUCACGAUCUGCUCAGAGUGUCGUUGAGGAACUCACAGACAAUGAAGAUCUAAGGACUGCCUUUACCUACUUAUGGGCGAUCGCCGGAGUUAUCCCUAGUGACGUUAGCUUCAACGUUAUGGCCCUUCUUCAUCAUCAUUAUUAUGGAGGGUCCUACUACCCUCGAGGAGGAGCAUCAGAGAUCCCGUUCCACAUCAUCCCUGUGAUAGAGAAGUCGGGAGGGAAGGUCCUGGUGAAUGCCAACGUUAAGAAGAUCGUCUUAGACGAAUCAGCGUCCAGAGCAGUGGGUGUGGUUGUGGAGAAAGACUCCAAAUCCUUCAAAAUCGCUGCUCCCAUUAUCAUCUCCAACGCAAAUGUGACGGUGACCCUAACCAAGCUCUUGCCGGAAAAAGUUGGAAAGCGUGCCAUCCAGUACCCAGUGCUGUCUAGAGUGAGACCGAGCGUUCCCUGCAUGGAAAUCUUUCUUGGCCUCAAUGCAUCCAACGAGGAGCUCAAAUUGUCUGCACAAAAUUAUACCUGUGUCAUGGACAAUAACAUCGAGGAGCUUUAUCGCAAGUACAGACGGAUGCCCAUCGAGGAAGCCCUGAAUGCUGAACCACCUGUCAUCUACCUGGCCUUCCCCUCUGCUAAGGACCCUACUCAUGACCAGAGACAUCCAGGGAAGGCAACAUGCACCAUAAUCGGUCCCGCCGAAUACGAAUGGUUUCGCCCAUGGGAAAACGAGAGCUUUUUACAUCGAAAUGACCGUUACGAGGAAAUCAAGAAGACAAUCGGCCACCGACUCAUCGAGCAAGCAUGCAAACUGUUCCCGCAGAUUCGGGACAAGAUCGACCUCGUUGUGAUUAGAUCCCCCCUGAGCCACAACCAUUACCUGGGUAGAACGACAGGAGACAUCUACGGGUUAUAUGGCGACAUAGAACGAUUCAAACUCGAGACUCAAGCACUUCUCCGUCCCGAGACCGGUAUCGAAGGACUGUUCCUGUCGGGACAGGACGUGAUGACCUCCAGCCUGCUGGGAGCGGCGAUCGGAGGAGUCUUCUGCGCGUCCAAGAUCCUUAACCGCAACCUCAUGAAUGAGCUCAACGGACUCAUGAAGGAGGCGGAGAAGCGAGAGAAUCGUUCAAGUCCUGCACGACGGAUGCCCAUCGAGGAAGCCCUGAAUGCUGAACCACCUGUCAUCUACCUGGCCUUCCCCUCUGCUAAGGACCCUACUCAUGACCAGAGACAUCCAGGGAAGGCAACAUGCACCAUCAUCGGUCCCGCCGAAUACGAAUGGUUUCGUCCAUGGGAAAACGAGAGCUUUUUACAUCGAAAUGACCGUUACGAGGAAAUCAAGAAGACAAUCGGCCACCGACUCAUCGAGCAAGCAUGCAAACUGUUCCCGCAGAUUCGGGACAAUAUCGACCUCGUUGUCAUUAGAUCCCCCCUGAGCCACAACCAUUACCUGGGUAGAACGACAGGAGACAUCUACGGGUUAUAUGGCGACAUAGAACGAUUCAAACUCGAGACUCAAGCACUUCUCCGUCCAGAGACCGGUAUCGAAGGACUGUUCCUGUCGGGACAGGACGUGAUGACCUCCAGCCUGCUGGGAGCGGCCAUCGGAGGAGUCUUCUGCGCGUCCAAGAUCCUUAAUCGCAACCACAUGAGUGAGCUCGACGGACUCAUGAAGGAGGCGGAGAAGCGAGAGAAUCGCACAUGGCCUUCUCCGGCACGGUGA